Messenger RNA from Rana temporaria (common frog), 614 nucleotides. Its product is annotated as protein S100-A1-like. The transcript is spliced from 3 exons. The record is from RefSeq and is a predicted model, not a curated record. Bases 209 to 460 code for a protein of 83 amino acids. NCBI's taxonomy places the organism in Eukaryota, Metazoa, Chordata, Amphibia, Anura, Ranidae. Gene Ontology annotation, molecular function: transition metal ion binding; calcium ion binding.
CUCUGAUUGGCUGGUAGUUUGUUGAGGUAAAAAGCUGAGCUCACCUGGAUCCAGAACUUUCCAUCGAUCCGAGGAGGAGAGCAGGAAGAGUGAGUUCUUCCUUCCCGGCAAUCCACCACAAUUAGAACUUCCAUCUUCAGGUUUUUGGUGGUACACCCAACCGACCUUUCCACUUGGUCCACCGAACUCUGACCUCACCAAUCCAAAGAUGUCAAAACUGGUAACCGCCAUGAAGGAAGUUCAUGAAGUCUUCAAGGAGUACGCGUCCAAGGACGGUAACCCGAACGCACUGAGCAAGAAGGAAAUGAAGGAACUUAUGCAGAAGGAGCUUGGAGAGUAUGUUAAGGAGCCGAAAGAUGCCACCUCCAUGAACAAGAUCCUGAAGGAGCUGGAAGACGGAGACGGGGAGGUGGAGUUUCGGGAGUUUGUCAUCUUCUUGGCCUCUGUUGGAAUUUGCUAAGGGCUAGUAAUUCUUGGCCUCUGUGCUUGUGUCCAGAAACACCGUCUUAUGCGAGAGCAGCUGAGCCACUCCGACCGUUCAUUCCACCGGCGUGGAGGAGACCCUUCUACAAAGACUGACGUCUCAAUAAACUAAACUAAACUUUAUCCUUUAA